GCGUCGAGCUGCCGCCCAACCCGGAGGACGCGCUCGAGGUGUUCGUCGACGGGCACGCCGUGCGGAUCCCCAAGGGCUUCUCCGUGCUCCAGGCCUGCGAGGUCGCCGGCGUCGACAUCCCGCGCUUCUGCUACCACAGCCGCCUCUCCAUCGCCGGCAACUGCCGCAUGUGCCUCGUCGAGGUCGAGAAGUCGCCCAAGCCCGUCGCCUCCUGCGCCAUGCCCGCCCUCCCAGGGAUGAAGAUUAAGACGAACACACCAAUUGCCAAGAAGGCAAGGGAGGGUGUCAUGGAGUUCCUGUUGAUGAACCAUCCGCUGGAUUGCCCAAUCUGUGACCAGGGCGGGGAGUGCGACCUCCAGGAUCAGUCCAUGGCCUUUGGGGCUGACCGUGGUCGUUUCACCGACAUGAAGCGGUCGGUUGUGGAUAAGAAUUUGGGCCCCUUGGUGAAGACGGUGAUGACCCGUUGCAUCCAGUGCACAAGGUGCGUCAGGUUUGCAUCUGAGGUUGCUGGUGUUCAGGACCUGGGUAUGUUAGGCCGUGGCAGUGGUGAAGAAAUCGGAACAUAUGUGGGGAAACUUAUGACAAGUGAACUAUCUGGAAACGUUAUUGAUAUCUGCCCCGUUGGAGCUCUUACAUCCAAGCCAUUUGCAUUUAAAGCUAGGAACUGGGAGAUGAAGGGCACUGAGACUAUUGAUGUUACUGAUGCAGUAGGGUCCAACAUACGUGUUGACAGCAGAGGUCCUGAAGUUAUGCGCAUUGUUCCUCGUCUCAAUGAGGAUAUCAAUGAAGAAUGGAUAUCUGACAAAACACGGUUUUGUUAUGAUGGUUUGAAGAGGCAAAGACUAAAUGACCCUAUGAUUCGUGGUCCUGAUGGCAGGUUCAAGGCAGUGACAUGGCGUGAUGCUAUUGCGGUUGUUGCUGAGGUUUUGAAUCAAGUCAAGCCAGAAGAAAUUACUGGAGUCGCUGGCAAACUUUCUGAUGCAGAAUCCAUGAUGGCGCUGAAAGAUUUUAUUAAUAAAAUGGGUUCGGAUAAGGUGCUCUGUGAGGGGAAUGGCCCGAAUCCACCAGCAGAUAUUCGAUCAAACUACCUAAUGAAUACUAGCAUUGCUGGUCUUGAGAAAGCUGAUGUCUUCCUUUUGGUUGGCACACAGCCAAGGGUGGAAGCUGCUAUGGUGAACGCAAGGAUUCAGAAGACUGUUAGAGCAACACAAGCAAAGGUGGGCUACAUUGGUCCUCCAGCAGACUUCAACUAUGACACUUGGCAUCUUGGCACAGGGCCAGAUACCCUUGUCGAGAUCGCCGAGGGCCGACAUCCUUUCUGUUCAAUACUGAAGUCUGCAAAGAACCCAGUAAUCAUCGCUGGAGCUGGGUUAUUUGAACGAGAAGACCAAGGUGCUGUGUUCUCAACAAUUGAAACCGUAGCCAAGAAGUUCAAUGUGACGAGACCAGACUGGAACGGGCUUAAUGUCCUAUUGCUCCAUGCUGCACAGGCCGCAGCUCUUGAUCUGGGCCUCGUCGCUAAUCCUACCGAGAGCGUCAAAUCUGCGAAGUUCCUUUACCUGAUGGGAGCCGAUGAUGUGAACUUGGACAACCUUCCAGCGGAUGCAUUUGUUGUUUACCAGGGCCACCAUGGUGACAAGGCCGUGUACAGGGCCAAUGUUAUUCUGCCAUCUUCAGCAUUUAGUGAGAAAGAAGGCACUUACGAGAACACUGAGGGUUGCACCCAGUGGACCAUCCCAGCUGUGCCUACAGUUGGUGAUGCUAGGGAUGACUGGAAGAUCGUCCGUGCUCUUUCCGAGGUUGCCGGGGCGCCACUGCCCUACGACAGCGUCGCAGCUGUGAGGAGCCGGAUUAGUAUGGUGGCUCCAAAUCUUGUGCGCGUUGACGAGAGGGAGCCUUCGGUGAUCUCUGCCGAGGUGAAGCCUCCGGUGAAGCAGCAAGUGAGCCCGGCUCCAUUCAAAGCUGCCGUGGAGAACUUCUACAUGACCGACGCGAUCACACGGGCUUCCAAGAUCAUGGCUCAGUGCAGCGCAACCUUGUUGAAGAAGUGAGGUCCUACUCUAUGUUACGCCCCCUUGAAGAAGUUAAAUCAUCGGCAUACGAGAUUUUAGUUGCUUUUUCCAUUUCACUCACCAGUUGUUGCUUGGGAGUAUAAAUUUGGACUGCCUCUACCCUAGCUAGAUCUGAGGAGCAGCGAAACUUGAAAGCAGUGCAUUUUUCUGUAACGUGUGAGAAGCGGAGCAUACUUAAUAAGCUUGUUUUGCCCUUUUGAAUUAGACGGCAGCCGCAAGCAAAUAAUUUUGUUGUAUUUGGGUUUUCGCCUGCUCGUUUCACGGUUCCAGGGUGCAGGCGAAUGUAGCUGUAUGUGCAAAUUAAGGUAUACCCCAUUUUAUCAUUCA
This is a messenger RNA of Triticum urartu, 2399 nucleotides long. RefSeq names its product NADH-ubiquinone dehydrogenase. The record is from RefSeq and is a predicted model, not a curated record. Gene Ontology annotation, biological process: ATP synthesis coupled electron transport. Gene Ontology annotation, cellular component: membrane. Gene Ontology annotation, molecular function: NADH dehydrogenase (ubiquinone) activity; iron-sulfur cluster binding. Lineage: Eukaryota; Viridiplantae; Streptophyta; Magnoliopsida; Poales; Poaceae.